This is a messenger RNA of Seriola dumerili (greater amberjack), 2840 nucleotides long. RefSeq names its product carbonic anhydrase-like (gene cahz). The record is from RefSeq and is a predicted model, not a curated record. Gene Ontology annotation, molecular function: carbonate dehydratase activity; zinc ion binding. Gene Ontology annotation, cellular component: cytoplasm. The transcript has 7 exons. Bases 639 to 1421 code for a protein of 260 amino acids. Lineage: Eukaryota; Metazoa; Chordata; Actinopteri; Carangiformes; Carangidae. Gene Ontology annotation, biological process: carbon dioxide transport.
AGUGCGGCCCUGCAGAGAGCCACAGGCAUGCACAUCCCAUGCAGCCUCCACAGAGCAACAAACCAGGAACCGAAAGCCUGAGCGCAGUGACUGAUGGAGGGAGGUGGAGAGAAAAUGUCCACUUCAGGAAGCCGCGGUAAAAACCCGCCGAACCGCACGAUCCCGUCAGAGCCGCACCGAAUCCCGAUCCCGGAACACCGCCGAGAGCAGCGCGGGCUGUCCGGGUGGAUGUGAUGGAUGUGUGUGGAUGAUGUGCACGCAUCAGAGACUAAUCCAUCUCCGCCCGGAGAGGAGAGAGUCGGGGAUAAAACAUCACCAUCGCAUCUCUUCAGCAGUCUGCCUCUAAAUACUGAGAGGAGAGGAGAGGAGGAGAGGAAGAGAGGAGAGGAGGAGAGGAGAGGAGGAGGAGGCCACCAUCGCAUCUCUGGAUGGCUGCACUGCUCGCCUGAUUGCCCGGCCCGCUGCAGGACCGGCUGGCCAAGCCCACCGACCUGAGGACCUAUAUAAGGCCCCGCGGCGGCACCUCAGCGGGUGUCUGUCACCAGAUCUUCAUCGUCGGCCUCCUCUGCCUCUCUCCUCGGAUUGAUCUUUCCUCUGUGUCCUCAGGGUAGCGUACAGCAGCAGCAGCAGCAGCAGCCAUGUCUCACGGAUGGGGAUACGGACCUUCUAACGGACCCGACAAAUGGGUGCAGGACUUCCCUGUGGCCGACGGGCCCCGCCAGUCUCCUAUCAACAUCGUCCCCAGGGAGGCCCAGUACGACUCCUCCCUGAAGGCUCUGAAGCUCAAGUACGACCCCUCCAACGCCACGGGCAUCCUCAACAAUGGACACUCCUUCCAGGUGGACUUUCUGGACGACACAGACACUUCCACUCUGACUGGAGGACCUAUUUCUGGAACGUACCGUCUGAGACAGUUUCAUUUCCACUGGGGAGCCAGUGACGACCGAGGCUCCGAGCACACCGUCAACGACAUCAAGUUCCCCUGUGAGCUGCACCUGGUGCACUGGAACACCAAGUACCCGAGCUUCGGAGAGGCGGCCAGCCAGCCUGACGGACUCGCUGUGGUCGGGGUGUUCCUCAAGAUUGGAGCUGCCAACCCCAGACUUCAGAAGGUUCUGGAUGCCUUGGACGCAAUUAAAACCAAGGGAAAGCAGACCACUUUUGCCAACUUCGACGCAAAGACUCUUCUUCCUAGUUCUCUGGAUUAUUGGACCUAUGAUGGCUCUCUGACCACGCCCCCCCUGCUGGAGAGUGUCACCUGGAUCGUCCUCAAGGAGCCAAUCAGUGUCAGCCCUGCACAGAUGGCCAAGUUCCGCAGCCUCCUGUUCACCGGAGAGGGAGAAGCUCCGUGCUGCAUGGUGGACAACUACAGACCUCCUCAGCCCCUGAAGGGCCGUCGGGUCCGUGCCUCCUUCAAAUAAACCCCCGCUUCACCUUCAAAGCUCCUUCAACGCUUUGCUUAUUCUUCCCUCUUUUCCCGAACCUUCCUCCUCCACAUGCAGCCUUCACUCACCUUAUUUCAGCCCCAACGACAUCAACUCAGAAAGUAGAAUAGAAUCCAUCUGCUCACACUUUCUAUGACAUAGACUACCUGGAUGUAUCUUGAAUGAAAUAACAUAAGCUUUGACACUAUAAAACAUCCCGCCUCAUAAUGUCGACGUACCCGAGCUAACACAGAAAUCUGCAUCACAUCCUCUCUGACCGGUCUGAUCGUGUCUGUUGACGUGUGAUCAGACGCAAAACAUCUCAAAUAUCAUUUUAAAUAUUCGAAAGGCAGAAGUAAUGUUUGUGUGACUGUAGGAAGUGUUUCAAUCAACAGUCAUUUAUUUCUAUUUAGCAUUAAUGAAAAGUCUAAAACAGACUUAGGCAACUGUUAGUUAUUGGAUCAUGUGUGCUACAUACUACAACUGAAAAAAUACACAGAUCCACCUGUUUGGUGGAUGUCGCUCUAAAUUACACGCAGGAAUAUUUAUCAAAAAAUAAUAGUCCGUUAUUUAAAAGAUAUGAAUUAUAUGUUUUGCCUUGUUUGAAAAGCCUUUAUCAGUUUCCUGAAGCUCCUCCUAUGCAUUUGAUUGUGCUGUGCGUUGUGCUGCAGACAGCUGCUCAGAUUGUUAGAGCUCAUGUUUUUCUUGACGCCUCAUUUUGUCACUUUGAGACAAAGUGAUGACACCAGCAGUGAGUCCGGGCCGAGGCCUCCGCCCAUCGACCGGUGAUCACCUCAUGAUGGUAAUGCUAUGAAACGCCACAGUGUGCUGUGAACGACAGUUGUAUCUGGUACUGGAUGACAGAGGUCGUGUCCGCGCUGAUGCACGUAGAUAUGAAACACUUUUAUUUUCUUCAGUGUAGAGCUUCCGUCCACAUGCAGUCAUCUUGUAUCUGCGUUACUGUGGACACGACUUUAGCCAUCUCACUCUGUCAGUGACUCUACAGUACAAGCUUCACACCUUUUAUAAGAACCAUGACAACUGAACUACCUAACACCACAGUGCAUUAAACUUAGACAGAGCUGGUGUGUUAUAAAGACGUGAAAGGACCAAUGUAUGACUUUGCAUUAACACAAGCUACAGUAUCAACACAGGUCAUAGACUUAAUUAUUAUCUUUGUCAACAGUGUCUAUAAUCAAUACUCCAUCUAACUGAACUGGGAUCAGUGGCAGGUCUUCAUAAGAAACCUGAGCAAUGUCACUUUUUAGCUUUUAUAUCAAUGUUAUAGGAAAUGUUAUUAAAAAAAAUCUUUCAGUGUGUCACUUCAAACUGCUGUCACGUUAUAGAUGGAAAGAUAUUUUGUGUGAAUCUGUCGUUAGUGGUAAAGAUUUAUCAAUAAAAACUAUUUAAAAUCUA